UCCUUGGUGGUGUUUUUCUGGGAGGAGUGGGGGAGCGGGCACAACGCUGAGUAGGCAAAGAAAAUAGAAUAACCAACAACUAAUGGUACAAACCGAGCACUCUGAGACUUGGACGUUACCACAUAGAUGAAGUUAACCGGGGACAGCUUUUAUAGACCGUGUUUUAGUGGACCCAGUGGGUCCAGACUUUUAAUGACCGAGCAGGCGUACUGGACUCGAGAAUAAAGGGGAGCAGGCGGACACAACGACAUCAAAAGACUCCCUGGGAAAGAAAGGCAUGCUAACCUACGUGUGGCUUCAUAAAAGCAUCUUACAGUAAGCUUUUGUUCGGAAUCUCGCUUUGAAGAGCCUGAGUUAAGUUGAGUUAUCUCUCCUUUGUAGAUAAGUCAUUGGUAAGGCUGCUGCAAAUUUCCUUUGUUAUUAAGCCCAAGACAAGGAGGUAACUCUAGCUGAAGCUGCACGGCGCCCAGUUUUAAGACCUGUAUGCUUUUCUCUUGGUAAACUUUUCAACCUCUCAGUAAGUUGGAUAAGGAGCCCCACUUGUAGUCCACUUCUGGCACAUUGGGAGUAGAUGGAGAACCAGGCCCGCAUGAUGCUGGGUCACACUGGACUGGGUGGACUGUCUGAAGAUGUGGGAGAUCCUGACAACAUAAGGAAACAUCACAGCCUUGGUCAGCAGCAGGACAUCGGUGACAUCCUCCAUCAGAUCAUGACCAUCACAGAUGAGAGUCUGGAUGAGGCUCAGGCCAGGAAACAUGCUUUAAACUGCCACAGCAUGAAGCCCGCCCUCUUCAGUGUCCUUUGUGAGAUAAAAGAGAAAAUGGGUCUGGGUAUCAGAGGCAUCCAGGAAGAGGAUGGCCCGGACCCUCAGAUCAUGCGACUCGACAACAUGCUUUUGGCAGAAGGGGUUGCCGGUCCGGAGAAGGGUGGGGCGUCUGCAGCGGCAGCGGCUGCUGCUGUUGCAGCCGGAGCAGUGCCAAAUGACGGCAGCUUACAGCAGGGCGAGUACAGAGAGAAGCUCACUCAGAUACGACAGAUGUACCAUGCAGAGCUGGAGAAAUACGAACAGGCAUGCAAUGAAUUCACAGACCACGUGAUGAACCUGCUGAGGGAACAGUCCCGUACACGACCCGUCUCACCCAAAGAGAUUGAGCGAAUGGUGGGAAUCAUCCACCGAAAAUUCAACACCAUCCAGGUACAGCUAAAGCAGAGCACAUGUGAAGCUGUCAUGAUCCUGCGCUCCAGGUUUCUGGAUGCUAGGAGGAAACGGAGAAAUUUCAGCAAACAGGCUGCAGAGAUUCUCAAUGAAUACUUUUACUCCCAUCUAUCCAACCCGUACCCCAGUGAAGAGGCCAAAGAGGAGCUGGCCAGGAAGUGUUCGAUCACCGUUUCUCAGGUGGCCAACUGGUUUGGAAACAAGAGGAUUCGGUAUAAGAAGAACGUUUCAAAGCUCCAGGAGGAGGCUAACAUGUACGCCAUGAAGACAGCUGCCAGUGCGUCCUCACAGGCCAGCCAAGGAAACUCUCCAGCAACGCCAAACUCAGGCGGGUACCCAGCUCCGUGUUACACCCCUGACGCGAGGUUAUGAGGACAUACCUCUUCCCUCCUUACUGUCUCCAUGUCUCUGAUGGCUGGCUAGAUGGUGGCAAUACAACCCAGACUGUGGGCUGAACCUUUAGCUGAGCCACAAACUCUGCAAAAACUCUCUUUUAAUCCCCUUACUUAUGAAUGUGUUGAUAUUUUGUUUCCUUUAACAAGUGCUUACCUUUUUAUUUCAAUGACAUAAAUUAGAAAACCAGACAAAAAGAACGCAUGUGACAGCCUUUUUUUUGAGUUUGAACUUUUGUUUCAUUAUUAAGUUUAAGUUUUUUGACAAUGAAGUUGUGACGGGUAAAACAAAACAUCUAAAUGGCAAAAAGAACCAAAAACUAAUAAAACAUACUUUCAUUU
Messenger RNA from Cheilinus undulatus (humphead wrasse), 1950 nucleotides. Its product is annotated as pre-B-cell leukemia transcription factor 1-like. Bases 572 to 1588 code for a protein of 338 amino acids. Gene Ontology annotation, cellular component: nucleus. Lineage: Eukaryota; Metazoa; Chordata; Actinopteri; Labriformes; Labridae. The record is from RefSeq and is a predicted model, not a curated record. Gene Ontology annotation, biological process: embryonic organ development; neuron development; animal organ morphogenesis. Gene Ontology annotation, molecular function: RNA polymerase II cis-regulatory region sequence-specific DNA binding; DNA-binding transcription factor activity, RNA polymerase II-specific. The transcript has 9 exons.